Brienomyrus brachyistius is the source of this 5158-nucleotide messenger RNA. RefSeq names its product RNA-binding protein 6 (gene rbm6). Gene Ontology annotation, cellular component: nucleus. Bases 439 to 4440 code for a protein of 1333 amino acids. Lineage: Eukaryota; Metazoa; Chordata; Actinopteri; Osteoglossiformes; Mormyridae. The record is from RefSeq and is a predicted model, not a curated record. Gene Ontology annotation, biological process: mRNA splicing, via spliceosome. The transcript has 23 exons. Gene Ontology annotation, molecular function: RNA binding.
UCGGUGGUUUGUGCGUUGCUUACGCUCAGCGUAGUGCAGUAGCAGUUGCGGUGGGGGCUAGGAAGACACCCCAGAACUUCCUGUUUCUUGCUUUGUCAGUGGCUUGCUGUAGCGUUUGUAUACGUUUGCUGCCAGUCGGUUGUGUUUGUUUAUGGUAAAUGUGUCCGAAAACAACGGUUGAUCUUUCGAAGGAUAUAUUAAAAGAAUAAACAUCACAUUCCAGUAGUUUUAGUAGCACGAGAUACAAAGAUGAAAUAAAAUUGUCAUUAGCUAAGUCCUUCUAGUACUACAACAUCCAUCAGCGAUCUGCGACUGCAGAGGACACACUUCCGGACUUCAUCUUUCAUUUUUCUAACAGCAGUAGGUUGGUGGUAGAAGAAAGAAAACGAUACAUUAUCAUAUAGGUGUUUUUGAGCUGCAAGCCGAUAUUACUCAGUCAUGUGGGAUGGUGCUCGACCAGGUCCACGAGGAGGACCGCCCUUACGUGGGGAUCCUCGUGGGGAAAUGUUUAACCGCAGAGAAUGUCCAGAAUUUCGAGGGAGAGAGUCGAUGCCCAUGGGCCACAGGCCACCUGACCGACCACCUAUAGAUAUGAGGCGAUUUGAUCGUCCAUCUGAAAUGAGACCUCGAGAAAUGGAACCAUCAGACAUUCGGGGAAGAGAUCCACACAGGGAAUUCUUCAGACCAGGAGAAGAAGGUGAUAUGGGUAUGAGAAAGCAAUAUGAAAUGGAAAUGAGAAACAAACUACAAGGCCCUCCAAAUUUUAUGGGUCCAGUCCGACACCCCUUAGACAUGGGUGGAAGGGACAUGAAACCCAGGGGCAUGAGAGAAGGGGGUGGACCAUUUGUAGAUAGAGACAGAUUCCGCAGUGAUAUGCCAGGAUUCAGUGAACCUCCAAUGGAUUCCAGGAGGCGACACCCCAUGAACAUUGGAGGAAGAGAUGAGGGUUUUAGGGAUGCUCAUGAGAGGGAUAGGCCUCGCAUGGUUAUGAAGGAUGGAUUUAACAUGGAUGUGCAACCAAGAGAGAGGGACAUGAUGGACUUUGAGAGGAGAAAUGCUCCUCCAUUAAAUCCUAGGACAAGAUUUGAAUCUGACAUGGACUUCAGGAACCGCAUGCGGCCUCCAGCUGAGUUUAGGGACAGAUCCCCUCAGAGGUUUGGAGAGAAUGAUGGGGCACCUAUGGAUGUUCGAGGAAGGACUGAGAUGCCCCCUGACUUUGGUGGCCUAAACAGAUCCAAGUUUCGCGGAGGAGAGGGGAAUUUCAGAGAACAACAGUUUCCGGAGCAGAGAGAAGCCGCAGUGGGGUUACGGGGAGGAGAAGGUGAACCCUCUCCGGAGGAGUGGCAUGGCCGAGACAUGAGGGAAAGAGGUUCUUUUGUGCCACAUAUGAAGGGAGGUCCACCUUUUCCAAAAGUCAGAGAGAGGCUUCCUCCACCCAGGGGCAGAGAGGGUGGUCCUGCAGAUCCCCCAAAAUUCCCUGGAGGAGAAAGGCCACCUGUGGAUUUCCCUGCUGAUGGUGAAAAAUCUUAUGGCUUCCGUCCUCCUGGAAGAGAGGGUUUAGAUUCACAGAAUUGGGAAAAGAAUGCACCCCCGGAACAUCACUUUCCUGGUCGCGACUUGGCCCCAUAUAGCCGGAAAGGCCUCCAGGACCCCCCACGGCAUCACUUUGACACGCCACCCCUAAAUGUUUCAAGCAGAGAUAAUGAUAAUAAGGUCUGGCCCAGGGAGCAGGACCAGUCAAUAAGAGGCAGGCCUCCAUAUCUUAGAGGAAUGGACACACAAGGAAAACACCUUGACCCUCAUGGGCCAGAUAAUUGUGCUUCCUUUGAUGGGCCAAAGGACCUGACUCCUAAUCAGGGACCUGAGAGAGGGAACCUGUCUGGAGGGCAGAAAGAAUUUGCGGACAAUGGCAGAGACCAGGACUAUAGGGACAUUGAUUAUAGAACAGGUUCUGGUCACACAUACGAGUAUGAGCUCGGGGAAGACCAAGGAACAGAAAACACUCCAGUAGAACCCAAAUCGCUCCCACCUCAAGGAUUCAGUGACUCUGUGUCUCAGGAUCAAGAUUACAGAAAUGCAUCAGUACAAGAGAAGGUAUCCAAUACCAUCUCCAUAACAGGAAUUCCUAAAACGGCAACAAUGGAGCAGAUCCUUGGUGCAUUUGCAGUCCGUGAUGGUGUCCCCAUGCAAGGCAUGAAAAUAAAGAAUGUUGUGCCAGGUUACAGCUACGAUACGGCCUAUGUGGAGUUUUUAAACCUCGAGGAUGCAGUCCACUUCAUGGAGUCCAACCAGGGAGCCCUGAAGGUUGGCACUAAGACAGCAUUGAUGAGAUAUAUACAGCCUGAGGGAACCAGCGUAGCGGCAUCUCCUGCACGGCAGAAGGAUGCACAGCCUCUGGAGCCUCCCCUUACUGGACCACCUCCAAUAAAUAUGGAGCCCCCAGAGAUGGCCAGCGAAGACGGCCAAGGUCCCAAGCUGAGGAAUGACGCGAUGGCUCCAGGCCAGUGGCAGCGCAGCUCUAGCCUCACCCCGGAGGCCUGGCAGCAGCAGGUGGAUCAGCAGCUGCAACAGCAGAAGCAGGCAGAGUCCCUGGUCACCCGGAACCUGAGACCUCCACUUCAUCCCAUGGACCCCAUCUUUAAAGAAAGCAAGACCAUGAUCAUUAAGAAUGUGAAGCCCACCACCACAGUAGAAACGAUUCUGAAAGCCCUGGACCCCUAUGCCUACCUGGAUGAGAGGAAUGUACGACUGGUCAAGGGAAAGCCCUUGGGUACUAAGUGCUUCUGCUUUGUAGACAUGGACUCGAAUGAGCAAGUGACUCGACUGGUGGAGAUCCUGACCAAACCUCCCCCUCUUAUUAUUGAUGGAGUGCGAGUUUACGUUGAGGUUGCAAAGCCUUUAAAGAAUCAGAAUUAUAGGAGGGAGUUUGACAAAUCUGGCACCUCCCUUUUGGGGUACCCUUCAGACGUCAUGGAGCAGUACUAUGCCCAGCCUGCUCAAGUACCCCUAGGGAGUCCAGCCAUCAUUCAAGGGGAGCCUUUAUCGCAGCUAAGCGGAGAUAAUGCUGUAGCCGCUGACCCUCAUUUGAGUGCUAACAUGGUGCAGGUGAUACCUUAUGCUGAGCCCCCGGCAGCUGACGGCUCCUUCCCGGCUGCUGAUUCACAGGCAUCCGGUGCUGCCGUGGCGCCCGAGGGUGCUGAUGCCUACAGUUAUGCAGCAGAGGCUCCGGACAUGUCGUCUUACCUAUAUGAUGCCACAUCUGGCUUCUACUAUGACCCACAGACUACUCUUUACUAUGACCCCAGCUCAAGGUAUUUCUACAAUGCACAAACUCAGCAAUACCUGUACUGGGACACUGUUACCAAGGCAUACAUCCCAGUGCCGGGUUAUACCACAGACACACAGCCACCAGUGGUCCAGGCUGGUGCUCCAGUUGUCCAGGCUAGUUCCACUGUAGUCCAGACAAGUGCCACUGUAGUCCACACCAGUGCUCCUGUGGUCCAAGCUAACUCUACAGUGGUCCACACUGGCACUGCUGUGGCAGCAGUCCACGAGCCCCAAGUACAGGAUGCCCAGCAGGAGGUGAGGAAGACUGCCGAAGCAACAUCAGAGAGGAAGGAAGAAGAGGAACCUGCACCUCGUGCUGAAAAGAAGGAAAAGGAAGAUAAGCCCAGAAGUUUGGCAGCAUUCAAGAUCAUGAAAGACAUGGAGCGCUGGGCCAAGAUCCAGAACCGGCAAAAGGAGAGUGUCCGUGUGCCAUCACCAGUUCUGAAGACGCCGGGUGGAGUGGAGGAUAGAAAGACCUCCAAGGCUGCUGAUGCUGCCUUCGCUAUUUUUGAGAGGAAGGGCACAGCUGGAGAAGAUCUAUUCAAGAAACCAUUGGCUCCACCAAAAAAAGAAGAGAAGGGCAAGCGGCCAAUGGGUUCUUUGGAGCUGCUGGUGGCGGACUACGGAGCUGGCAGUGAUGAGGAAGAGGAGGAGAAACACGAGCCCGCACGGACGGCGGCAGCCAGCCAGCCAGAGGAGAAGGAGGACAAGUUGACCGACUGGAAGAAGAUGGCCUGCCUGCUGUGCCGGAGGCAGUUCCCCAACAAGGAUGCGUUGGUGCGACACCAGCAGCUCUCUGACCUGCACAAGCAAAACAUGGAAAUCCAUCUGAAGAUUAAACGAUCAAAGAAGGAGCUGGAAGCUCUGGAGAACCAGGAGAAACAACUGAACACUAGAGAAAGAGACUUGAGUGGUUCUCCAGAAUUCAAAAGAAAGAAGUAUCAGAACACAUGGUCAAGUGGUUCCAGAGAGAUGCAUAAGGUUGGGGAGAGACCUGGACUGGGUGCCGAGACUAUGGAGAGGAAGAAGAAGGAGCCCGUAGUGUGGAACCAUGCCACGUAUAAGCAAGCGGUGCGCAAAGCAAUGUUCGCCCGCUUCAAGGAGCUGGAGUGAGAACGUCCUGUACAGCAUCCUGGAAUGUGAUUUCAGACGUCCGUCUUCGCUAUCACCCAUCAGCUGCUGCCUUUUUCCAGGCUGCUCUGUGUAACUUUUCUUGACCUGGGAGUCUCAGUUGAAAUCAUUCCCAGUUGGCUUUAGCAACAUCCUCCUUCAGGGAAUGAACAACACUGGGCAAGCUAGUGAUACUGCCCACUGGUCCGAGAUCAGUUACUGAGCAUGCAGGGGAAAGGUUUCAUUUGUGGUUGGUGAAUGUGUUCAUGUUAAGCAGCCCUAUUUUUUGGCUGUGUUCAACAAAUCACACUUGCAGACACAAGUAAAUGUGGAUCUACAUCCCAUACCCAGUGGUGAGUGUAGCCCCUUGGCAGCUUCUGACAGUGAGUACAGCUGGCUACAGCAUUUUCCACUUUUAUUUUUCCCCUUGAGGGUUUACUUUUGUCUGAUGGAUUUCAGAGAGAUUUUAAGUAUUUUCUGUACAGUAGACUCCUUGUAUAUUAUAAUAUAGUCAUAAUACUGUAGCCAAAUGUACCAGGCCCACUCUGUUCACCACUGAAUCUUGUGUAAUGUGCCAGCAUUUGGUUCCAGCAACACUAUAGCAUUUGUUUUAACAUAAUGCAGUUUUUAUAUGAUUUUUUUUGCCCUGAUAUGUUCAGUACAUUGAAUUGUGUACAUUGUUUUAGUUUAAAAAUGUAACAAAAAAAAAACUCUAAAAUCC